Molecule: messenger RNA, 813 nt
Organism: Striga asiatica
Lineage: Eukaryota; Viridiplantae; Streptophyta; Magnoliopsida; Lamiales; Orobanchaceae
Source: the annotation of a GenBank genome assembly
AUGGCCUUCUUUACGCUAAGCUCCACCUCAGCUGACGUAGCACUACAGUACCCAUCCAUUGAAUUGCUAUGCCUGAGCACCGGCCUCCGGACUACGUCGCCGGCGGCGACCGGCGCCGGAGACGGCUUCCCGUCCAAUCCAAGGCCCUCAAAAAAGUCAGCGUCCAUGGACAGGCUCCGGAUAUGGGAUCUGAGCAUGGAACCGUCGCUCUUACCGGGCUGGGCCGGAGGCGGCCCGUUAGGGACUAGUGAUGGGGGAGCCGGCGGCAGCUCGUCAUCGAUAAGGAUGACGUCGAGAUCUGGAAAGCGGAAGAGGGUCUCUGAGUGGGCCCGUCGGUGUUGGGCCUGUUGGGUAGGGGUGUCGGGCAUCAGUUCGAGGUCGGCCCAGCCCGUUGGCAUGGGCUCUCUGGCAAAGCUGUUGUGGCCCGUCAUGCGUUUGCCCCAAUCUUCCACAACCGCGCCAUCCGCCACAACACUCAUCUCUGUCGGCGAUCAGUAUGAACAUUGUCGCCAUCCAGUGGUGGAUGUCGUCGCCGGCACCGUUGUAGCCCCACCGGUCCGGUCGCAUCAUCACCAUGGUGGACGCCGUCGGGAUGAAUGGCAUCCCCACGUGCAGUCGCUGCCCGUAGCCGUCCGCCACCCCUCGCCGCCUGCCGCCGUAGUAUUCCAUUUUAUUCAGAGGUCCGGCCUUCCCGCACCAUUCCCUACUAGUUGCCGGCCGUCGCCGUCCGCCCAAGCCCCGGCCAUUCUGCGCGCCUACCUUGCAACGUCGAUGACGGAUGAGCUCGCCGGCGUAGACGAUUCCAGCGGCUGA